Molecule: messenger RNA, 1858 nt
Organism: Amphimedon queenslandica
Lineage: Eukaryota; Metazoa; Porifera; Demospongiae; Haplosclerida; Niphatidae
Product: putative ankyrin repeat protein RF_0381
Exons: 1
Molecular function (GO): protein binding
Source: RefSeq, a predicted model, not a curated record
UUAUGCUGCCUGGUCAGGUUCUACUAGUGUAUUAAGUUAUAUCAUAUCUCAGUAUAAUCUCAAUGCUAAUGAUACUAAUGUUGAUGGUCGUACACCAUUAGUCUACUCUUCCCAGUCAAGUAGUAUUAAUUCUGUAAAAUAUCUUAUUAAUAAUCAUAACAGUGAUCCUAAUAUCACUAAUAAGUAUGGUAUGACAUGUCUUCAUCGUUCUUGUCGUAAUGGUCAUAUUGAUAUCACUCAAUAUCUCAUUGAGGUACAGCAAUGUGAUAUUAAUAAAACAGAUAAUUACAGCCGCACGUUAGUACAUCAUGCUGCAUGGAGUGGUAACUUUGAUUUAGUUCAGUAUCUUAUUAUUGAACAAGGUUUGUCUCCUACUGCAGCUGAUGAGAAUGGCCUCACUGCUUUACAUUAUGCCUCAUGGUCUCUUAAUUCAUCUCUUGUUAAAGAAUUAAUAACUACCUAUCAGUUAGAUCCUUAUCAAGCUGACAGUAAUGGUAAGCUACCAAUUCAUUAUGCUGCUGAAUCUGGAGAUAUUUUACUACUGGAUUUAUAUGUGAAGGAUUAUAAGUGUAGUCUGAGCCUAACACAUAACAAUGGUUGGAAUAUUAUUCAUUUUUCAUCUUCAAGAGGUCACACUCACUUUAUCAAACAUCUGGUAGAGAUUCAUCAGUUAGAUCUGUGUUCUGUGCGAAAUGAUGGGGGAAUGGCUUCCAUUCACUUAGCAUGUGUAGAAGGAAGAUUGAACUUGGUCCAGUACAUUAUAGAACACAUACCAUUAUCACUUGAACUACCUCACAUUGAAGUUGGUCAUACUCCAUUCCUUACUGCAGUGUACUUCAAUCAGUUAGAAGUUAUUAAAUAUCUUAUUAGUAAGAAGUGUGAUAUAUCAGCUACUGAUGGUGGAGGGUCUGGAGCAGUCCACAUAUCUAUAGGGAUGGGUCACUUGAAUGUAUUGAAGUAUCUCAUUGAUAAUAAUUAUUGUAAUCCUAAUGCAACUGAUCAUCAAGACCGUACAUCACUACAUGUUGCUGUAGCAGCUAAUAAAUAUGAAUUAUUAGAAUAUUUAUUAGAAAUAAAACCAAGUUUACUCAUUGAUGUACAAAGUAAAGAUGGCGAUACUCCAUUGCACUUAGCUUGUAGAAGAAAACGACAGAAGAUGGUACCACUUCUAACCAGCUCUACUAAUACCAAUCUAUUAAUUACUAACAAAAAAGGACAGACACCAUUACACUUAGCAGUUGCCUCUGGACAUAAGGAUACCACUGAAGCUUUACUGUUCUCAGUCACUGGUAGUUCUACUCAUCAUGAUCUCCUUACAGCUGUUGAUGAUGAAGGAUCCACUGUAUUACAUACAGCUUGCAGUAAUGGCCAUAUUGAUGUGUUUCUUUACUUGUGUAGUAUUUAUCCUGAUGGCAUUAAUGCUUUGGAUAAUAGAAAGCGCACUAUACUUCAUGCAGCAUGUGAGGGUGGGAAUAUAGAAUUAGUACAACUUGUAGUUGACAACUGUGCACUAAACCCUGAAGCAAGUGAUAAGGAUGGCAUUACUUGCAUGCACAUAUUGGCAGAAAGAGGCGAUACUGCAAUAUUUCAGUAUGUAAAGACUCAUGUAGCUACUAACUACAUCCCUUAUGAUGAUAAUGGUCACACUCCACUUCAUUAUGCAAGUCUCUUCAAACGUAAUGAAAUGGCACUGUAUCUCAUUAAUAGUUGUCAUUAUAAUCCUGAUGAUCCUGAUUAUAAUGGAUACACUUCAGUUCAUGCAGCAUGUGAAGCUGGUAACUUUGAAUUAAUUCUACAAUUUCUCACAGAGUUUUGCUGUAAUGCACUAGCUGAAACUCGUGACAAGAAAACUCUACUU